GGACACUCACUGAGUCAGAGACAGACAGAGAGAUGGGUCUGCUUUCAAACAGAGUGGAGAAACAUGAGAUCAGGCCUGGAGACCACAUCUACACCUACAGAGCUGUUUUCACCUAUUCUCAUCAUGUGAGGAAGCAAAUCCCUCCAGCAAACUAAGCUCCCAUCCUACCCGAUUAAGAUCAAGAUUGAUUAUUUGAAAGUCAACAUAAAUCACUGGUGAGAUUUGACCAUGCAUGAAACCAUCAUUUGCAGAUGUUCAGAGGGACUGACUGAUAAAUGUCGAAAGCAACUCAUCAUUCAGAUUCCACUAAUGUAGUCACUUUGGGGCAGCACUUUUGUCAUGGGAGAAACACCAUUUUACAUAAAAGCAUUUUUGUUGGUGGAAGCAAGGUUGUUCAUUUCAGACCUGAGAGAAACUUAAAGUCAAUUGCUGAGACAUCUUCAAACUUGGAUGAUCCGACAUCAAGCCCAUGUCCAAUCUUCCCUGAUUGUGGAUUCAGGCAGCCAAACAGUGGCGUGGUUCUUUCUUGCUUAGACUGCUUCCUUCGAAAUGGGUCUCUCUACUGUUUUGAGUAUGGGGUUUCACCAUCAGUUUUUCUUACCAAAAUAAGGGGUGGCACAUGCACUACAGCAUUGUCUGACCCCUCAGAGACAGUUGUCCAUCGAGCAAUGUAUCUUCUUCAAAAUGGCUUUGGUAAUUAUGAUGUUUUUCAGAACAAUUGUGAAGAUUUUGCCUUGUACUGCAAAACUGGUCUUUUGAUAGUAGACAAGCAAGGGGUUGGAAGAAGUGGUCAAGCUUCAUCUAUCAUUGGUGCUCCAUUGGCUGCAAUGCUUUCUUCUCCCUUGAAGUUGUUAAUGCCCAGUCCUGUCGGGGUUGCUACAGUAACAGCAGGAAUGUACUGCAUGAGCAGGUAUGCAACUGACAUUGGUGUCAGAAGUGAUGUGAUCAAGGUGGGAGUGGAAGACUUGGCUGUGAACCUGGGGUGGACUUGUCCUCAUGAGGAGGUAACAGAAGGUGAAACUUCGGACACAGAAAUUACCAGAUGAUUAGCAUUUCUCUUCAUCCUCAUGCACAUGAAACUACUGCAUGUGUCACUCUUAGUUGAUCGCAGAUGUGGCCUUCAUGUUACAUUUUCUGUACUACUACUGUGUAAGACUAAAUUGGCUUUUCUUUUUAUU
Messenger RNA from Abrus precatorius (Indian licorice), 1178 nucleotides. RefSeq lists its product as uncharacterized. The transcript is spliced from 3 exons. The coding region runs from base 276 to 1046 and encodes 256 amino acids. NCBI's taxonomy places the organism in Eukaryota, Viridiplantae, Streptophyta, Magnoliopsida, Fabales, Fabaceae. The record is from RefSeq and is a predicted model, not a curated record.